CGGCGGGAUUUUAGUCUGAAAACGGAUGUAAACAAAAAAAGUGACCGAAAUAUUUAACAACACUUUGUUUUGGUGAACAAUUCUUCAAAUGUAAAAGCACUUUUGAUUAGACUCGUACUACGGUAACGUAACGGUAUCUUCAUUACAUUUAGUUUUACCGGCAACGAUAACCUUCAUAAAUAAGGUUCUGUGAUGGACCCGUCUGACAACGUGGGGAACCUCAACCCCAUGGUGGAGGCUGUGGCACUGAAUCCUGACAGCUCCAACACACAGAAAUCUAUAACGCUUGAAAAGAUGCUGAGAAUAAAUCAACACGUAUCCAACCAGUUCUUUGAGAUGGCAGUACAGCUCCAAGCAGGAAAGAGUAAGAGAUCAUGCAGCACAUCUGAAGCAGAAAGAGACUUGCCAGAUUAUGUCAAAGAGCUGGAAAGAGUCAAGACCAUUCAUUUUAACAGCACAUUCAUACUACACAGAAUGCAGAUGUGGCACGCCAUUGGAGAAAAGCUGAAACAGAAUGAUUCAGAGGCGGUUGCCCUGACAGCUGUGAGUGAUCACUGCAUGGCUUUUUGUUCACAAAUAAAACAACUUCAGCAAGAGUCAAAAGAUCUUCAAGAUGAUAUUACCGAAAUACAGAAGAAAAGGCUGGAAAUGAAGCGGCUCACACAUGAGAAAAUGAAAGAGAUGGCAGACUUGACGUCCAGACCAGAGCAUCCAGAUACAGAGAAGUUCAAAGUCGCGCUGGAGAAAGGACAGGAGAACCUGAAGAAAUACAGGAAUAUGAACAUCAUGACACAAAACGUCCUCAGGGGAAUCCUCUUGGCCUGCAAAGUCAACUGGAUGGACGAUCCCAAACUUCGAGACAUCGUCAUGACACUGGAGGUCUUGCCUGACUUUGACUAGAAAACAAAUCAAUGUAUUUUAUAUCUGUAUAUAUGUGUCUGUAUUGUUUUGUUAAAUAAAUAAUCAAUAAAACUGCUCAAA
Molecule: messenger RNA, 981 nt
Organism: Eleginops maclovinus (Patagonian blennie)
Lineage: Eukaryota; Metazoa; Chordata; Actinopteri; Perciformes; Eleginopidae
Gene: cenph
Product: centromere protein H
Exons: 10
Coding region: 193-900 (235 amino acids)
Biological process (GO): chromosome segregation; kinetochore assembly; mitotic spindle organization
Cellular component (GO): nucleus; kinetochore
Molecular function (GO): kinetochore binding
Source: RefSeq, a predicted model, not a curated record